Molecule: messenger RNA, 296 nt
Organism: Zootermopsis nevadensis
Lineage: Eukaryota; Metazoa; Arthropoda; Insecta; Blattodea; Termopsidae
Source: RefSeq, a predicted model, not a curated record
GGUUGCACCUUUGGUUCUCAGGUCAGGCACUGCUACAGGUGCCAUGGAGCGAGACCUACACGCGAGGGACAAGGUCGGAGUGCAAGAUUUCGUCCUGCUAGAAAAUUUCCAGAGUGAAGAAGCCUUCGUGGGCAACCUCAGGAAACGAUUCAAGGAAAACCUCAUAUACACGUACAUCGGACAAGUGCUGGUCUCUAUUAACCCUUACAAGAACCUCAAUAUCUACACACAGGAUGAAGUACAACAGUACCGGAACACGCACUUUUUCGAGGCUCCACCACACAUGUAAGUCGAUC